GGGUCCUUGCGUCGCCCCAAGUGUUCAAAUUCAGCUUCAAGGGGUAAUAGUUGCACCUACCAAGGAUGCAUGGGUGGAAGGUAAUCUGAAUACUUUGAUUAUGAUCUCAAAUGUAAACGGUCUCACAAUUGAUGGAAGUGGUGGAUUAAUCGAUGGCUACGGUUCUGCUUGGUGGGCAUGCAAAUCUUGUCCACGACCAUCGGUUCUUAUUAUCAAUUCCUGCAAUUCUGUUAGUGUUACUAAUCUGAACAUGAUUAAUAGUCCAAAAUCUCACAUACACGUAAAUGGUUGUGAGGGUGCCACAUUUUCUCAUAUUAAUAUUAGUGCUCCCGGUGAUAGUCCUAACACUGAUGGAUUUGACAUUUCUACUUCCAAAAAUAUCAUGAUCGAAGAUUCAACUAUAGCCACCGGUGAUGAUUGUAUUGCCAUCAGUGGUGGCUCCUCCUACAUCAAUGUUACUGGGAUUGCUUGUGGACCAGGCCAUGGAAUAAGCAUUGGCAGCCUCGGUAAAAAGUUUGAUACAGUCCAAGAAGUUUAUGUACGAAAUUGCAGCUUCAUAAGAACUACAAAUGGAGCAAGAAUCAAGACAUUUCCAAAUGGAAUGGGUUAUGCGAAACAAAUUACUUUUGAGGAUAUCACCUUAGAACAAACUCGCAACCCAAUAAUUAUAGAUCAAGAGUAUCGUGAUUUAACGAAUCAAGCAGUUGAAGUCAGUGAUGUGACAUACAGAGGAAUUCAUGGAACAUCUCUAGAUGGAAGAGCUAUUACCUUAGAUUGCGGCGAGUCUGGUUGUUAUGGAAUUGUAUUGGAUCAAAUCAACAUUGUCUCUUGUUUAACAGGAAAGUCUGCUUCGUGUUUUUGCAAUAAUGCUCAUGGAACAGCUACAGCUACAAAUCCAAAUUGUACUUGCUUAUUACCAUGAAAUCCUUGUUACCCACUCAAACAUAUCUAUAAGUGAAAUAAUGAGUAUUAUCAUAUUACUUUUUCAA
Glycine soja is the source of this 989-nucleotide messenger RNA. RefSeq names its product probable polygalacturonase At3g15720. Gene Ontology annotation, molecular function: polygalacturonase activity. The transcript has 7 exons. The coding region runs from base 101 to 922 and encodes 273 amino acids. The record is from RefSeq and is a predicted model, not a curated record. Gene Ontology annotation, biological process: carbohydrate metabolic process. Lineage: Eukaryota; Viridiplantae; Streptophyta; Magnoliopsida; Fabales; Fabaceae.